Messenger RNA from Babesia sp. Xinjiang, 960 nucleotides. It is a transcript of the gene tatdn1, whose product is annotated as putative deoxyribonuclease TATDN1. Gene Ontology annotation, molecular function: 3'-5'-DNA exonuclease activity. Gene Ontology annotation, cellular component: cytosol. The transcript has 8 exons. The record is from RefSeq and is a predicted model, not a curated record. Bases 1 to 960 code for a protein of 319 amino acids. NCBI's taxonomy places the organism in Eukaryota, Apicomplexa, Aconoidasida, Piroplasmida, Babesiidae.
AUGGUAGAUCCCAGCAAAGGGCCUUCGGCCUACACAUUCAUCGAUAUAGGAGCUAACCUUGUAGACGAAAUGUACAAGGGACUUUAUAACGGAAAGCCAAGGCAUAUUCCAGACCUCCCGAAAGUGAUAGAACGGGCCCAAAACAUAGGAGUCAAGAAAAUGGUACUUACGGCCGGGACCCUAGGGGAGGUACACGAAGCUCUGGAUAUAUGUAAGGAAUACGAUAAAGCCGGUAUAGCUUUGUAUACAACGGCAGGUGUCCAUCCGACCAUGUGCAACGAGUUCAUCAAUAACAAAUUUAACAAGACACCUCAACAAUAUAUAGAGGCUCUAGACGAACUCAUCACGACAAAUAAAGAUCGUAUUGUAGCUAUAGGUGAACUGGGUCUCGAUUAUGAUCGGCUACCUUGGUGUGAUAAGGAGAUACAGAAAAAAUAUUUCGAAAUGCAACUCGAUCUUGCUGCUAAACACAAACUACCUCUAUUUUUGCAUAUGAGAAAUGCUACAGAUGAUACUAUGGAUAUACUGAUACGUAACAAAGAAAAAUGGAUAGAAGGAGGGGCUGUGUGCCAUAGCUUCACUAGCGAUGAAGCAUCAUUGCAGAGAGUCAUUGAUUUGGGGAUUUAUGUAGGUAUCAACGGUUGUUCUUUGAAAACAACCGAAAAUUUGGGUGUACUCAAAAAGGUACCACUCGACAAAAUCAUGCUAGAAACAGACUGCCCAUGGUGUGGUAUUAAACCAACACAUGCCAGUAUCCAAUAUGUGAAAACUACGUUCCCGGUAGUAAAGAAAGCAGAAAGAAUGACGGGUGAUACAAUAUUUAACCAACGAUCGGAACCGUGUCUUAUCAUACAAGUCGCAGAGGUUGUGCAUCAGAUAGUUGCGCCAGAUAUGGAUUUUACACAAUUUUGCGAUACAAUCUACAAUAACACGGUGGCGCUUUUUAAAGGAAUCGCAUAG